Messenger RNA from Olea europaea var. sylvestris, 1393 nucleotides. Its product is annotated as probable lipid II flippase MurJ. The coding region runs from base 222 to 944 and encodes 240 amino acids. The transcript has 18 exons. The record is from RefSeq and is a predicted model, not a curated record. NCBI's taxonomy places the organism in Eukaryota, Viridiplantae, Streptophyta, Magnoliopsida, Lamiales, Oleaceae.
UUAGCGGAACAUAUUAGAAGAAAUCACUCCGUACUCAAACUCCUUCCAAUUCUCCUCGGCAUUGUUCGCACAGUUGGAUUCGCCGAUCUUCGCCGCGACUCGCUCAGCCGAAUCCAAUUCCUCGCCGACGAAUCCAUAAAACCUAUUAUACUUACGUUCGAUUAAAUUCACUGACAAACUAUGAUAACGGCGACAUUGAUUUAUCGAUCGAAGAAAUUAAAAUGCCACCUGGUGAUCUGUCUGUUAAAACUGUGACAUGGAUCAGUGUGGCUACUCUUACGAGCAAAAUUCUGGGAUUAAUUAGGGAGGUUAUAAUGGCUUCAGUUUUUGGUAUUGGUCCUGUUGCCACCGCGUUCAAGUAUGCUUGGGUUUUGCUUGGUUUCUCUUCGUCGCUGCUUGGCAGUUUGUUAUCUCAAACAUCUUGUGUUAAUGGUCCCAUCCAUAUUAUUAUGGCAACCACUUUAAGUAAACUCCCAAAGCACUGCCGAGAAAAACUAUUUCAACAUACGGCCACCAUUAUGUUUCUGGUAGGAGCUGUUGUGGGUACUCUCGUGUACAUAUUUUCUGAGUUCAUAAUUCAUAUGUAUGCACCUGGUUUGUGGGUCUUGGCAGAAGGCCGAAUUAUAAGAGAAAUAGCUAUCGAUCAGUUGAAAAUAAUGACUCCAUGUAUAGUUCUUGCGGGUCCUGUUGGGCUUGGGUUUGGAUACAUGAGUGCAGAAGGAAAUAAUAUUCUUCCUUCUAUCAGCCCUGCUUUGUCCAGUUCUCUCCUGAUUUUCGGUUGUCUCAUCUAUACUUUUACCAGACAAUCAAGGGCUUCCUAUUCUGGUGGAAGUCUGCUAUCAUUAGGAGUUUCACUUGGGUUAUUUCUGCAGUGGAUCAUCCAGACCAUGGCGCAGUGGUAUUCCAGAUUCCUUUAUUACUGCCUUGACAAGUGGAGAUGUUAAUGAGUUCUUCACACUGUUGAUACCAGCGAUCAUUAGGUCUGGCUUGGCACAAAGUGCAUCUUUUACAGACCUUUGUUUUGCAUCUUUCAUCCCUGGUGCUGCGGCUAGUCUCUCCUAUGCAUAUCUUAUGGUCAUGGCUCCAGUGGGCGCACUUUCGAGCGUAGUUGUGCUGCCUCUUUUACCUUCCAUCUCCAAACUGGCGAAGACCGCAUCCUGGGAGAGCUUAAUGGAAAAUUUAAUGAGAUCUGUGCUACUUUGCAUGGUAGUUCUCUUGCCCAUUUUGUCGAUCAUGUGGAUCCUGGCAGAGCCAAUCAUCCAUUUUUUGUUUGAACGCUAUGCAUUUGAUUCUUCCACUAGGGCUCUAGUAUCUACCCUCUUCUUUGCUUGUGCGUGUCUAUUCCUUCAGUGCACCAUUCUUCAUCAUCAGACUUGUUAGUUGCAGUAUUUUA